CUCUAUUGUGCAAUUGGAGCUGCGAGGUGAAAGCACAGGCAGAAUGGAGGUGGAGAGCUGCGGUUCGCUUGUAGGUUUGUGGCUUCAGUAGCAGCAACAGCAGUAGCAAGCAGCCAACAGCAGCAGAAGCCGCCUGCACUGGGGCGGGGGGAAGGGAAGAGGGGGGGCUUUGUUAGUUCCACACAAUCGUCGCCCGUGGAAGACCCCCGCAUCCUCGCCAGCCACAGCAAAGCGGCCACGAUGGAGCAAGGACAGCAAGAUCUGUAAUGAUCGUUAUUAGCAUUUUAAAAAGCCACCACCAGAAGGAAACGAAAGAAGAAGAAGGGGGAGCGGCGGCGGCGGCUCAUCGGAGCCCUCCUCCCUCCAAGCCAGGAAAAGAGGCACGGAGAGACAGAGGAGAAAGGCGAGGAAAGGCCAUUUUAACGUGGCUACGGUCUGCCUGCUGGGCAGCCGCGAGCUCCUGCUUUGGAGGUCUUUAUUCCCCCUCUGCGCUAUUGACCACUUCUGGAAACCCUGAUUUGCAGCCCAACUAGAGCCGUGACCCCCCAGAGGCUGCUGGCUCCUCUCAUUUGUGUUGUCUUGGAAGAUCCCACAGCCAACCCUGUCGCCUUCCUGUAGCCAAUGAAUUCAAUGAACCCAAUGAAACCAUCGCUCCCACCCACCCCACAUGGUGAUGGUUCAUAUGCCUACGAGUCAGUUCCUUGGCAACAGAAUACCAACCAGCCUGCAGGAUCUCUCUCAGUGGUAACCACAGUGUGGGGAGUCAGCAACACAUCCCAGAGUCAGGUUUUUGGAAACCCCAUGGGCCCCGGGGGAAACACCUCUGGCAAUCCCAUGAUGCCCAGUGUGGCCAGCAGCGGCUCUGGAAUGAACUCGCCUCAGUUUAUGGGGCAGCAACCUUUCCCAGAAGGCUCCACUGGCAAGGGCUACGUGCAGCCGACAAUGUACAGUCGCAACACUUACCCUGGAGGUCCAGGCUUCACCACGAGUUAUGCAGGCAGCCCGAGUGGCCCCGGAGGAAUGGGCAUUCCUCCACAUUCUGGGAGACCUGCAGACUUCACCCAAGCAGCAGCCGCUGCCGCCGUUGCAGCCGCUGCCGCCACGGCCACGGCCACAGCUACAGCCACAGUUGCCGCCCUGCAAGAGAAGCAAAGCCAGGAGCUCAGCCAGUAUGGAGCGAUGGGAGCUGGCCAGACCUUCAACAGCCAGUUCCUUCCUCACUCGGGGCCACGAGGACCCUCCGUGCCCCCCGGCAUGAAUCCCACCAACAUGGGCAGCGUGAUGGGUGCUUCGGGGAUGUCUCCCAUCAGCAUGAACACAGCAAGGGCCCCUGCCAUGAGCGCCCUGUACGGUGGGCAGCGGAUGCCCCAGCAUGGAUACCCCGGCCCCCCUCAAGGGCAGCCGAUCCCACGGCAAAGCAUCAAGAGGACCUAUUCCAGUGAGGGUUAUCCAGGACAACAGUACAUGCAGGGUAGCCAGUACCCUUCCCAGGCUGGACAAUAUGCCCCCAAUGCACCCCAGCCAUCUGCUCCAUCCCCCUCAUAUCCUGGCCACAGGAUGCCCAUGCAACAAGGAAUGAGCCAGUAUCUUUCUGCUGCCGGCACUAGUGCUCCAUACUAUAAGCCUACUGAUCAGUUCAACGGUCAAAAUGCCAACUUCAGUGGAGGCAACUUCAACAGCUAUGGACAGGCUACUAUGAAUGGGCCUGGAAGAUCCAUGCCUGGUUACCCCAGCUCCCCGCUACCUGGCAAUCCCACCCCUCCAAUGACACCGGGAAGUAACAUCCCUCCAUACAUGUCCCCAGGUCAGGAUGUGAAGUCACCCUUCCUUCCAGACAUCAAACCCAACAUCAAUUCUUUGCACCCGUCUCCCUCUGGAAACCCCUGUGAUGAGCUGCGCUUGACUUUCCCCGUCCGGGAUGGCGUGGUGUUGGAGCCCUUUCGCCUCCAGCACAACUUGGCCGUCAGCAAUCAUGUCUUCCAGCUCAGGGACUCAGUGUACAAGACUCUGAUGCUCAGGCCUGACUUAGAGCUGCAGUUUAAGUGCUACCACCACGAGGACCGACAAAUGAACACCAACUGGCCAGCCUCAGUCCAGGUCAGCGUGAAUGCCACGCCCUUGACCAUUGAGCGGGGAGACAACAAGACCUCGCACAAGCCCCUCUACCUAAAGCAGGUGUGCCAACCUGGCAGGAACACCAUCCAGAUCACGGUCACUGCUUGCUGCUGUUCUCACCUCUUCGUUCUGCAGCUGGUCCACAGGCCUUCUGUCCGCUCUGUUUUGCAAGGCUUGAUAAAAAAGCGGCUCCUCCCAGCUGAGCACUGCAUCACCAAAAUAAAGCGAAACUUCAGCAGUGGCACAAUCCCUGGAACUCCAGGUCCAAAUGGGGAAGAUGGUGUGGAGCAAACGGCCAUCAAGGUGUCUCUAAAGUGCCCCAUCACUUUUCGGAGAAUCCAGCUUCCUGCCAGGGGUCAUGAUUGCAGGCACAUACAGUGCUUUGACCUGGAGUCCUAUCUGCAGCUGAACUGUGAAAGGGGGACGUGGAGGUGUCCUGUUUGCAAUAAAACAGCCCUGUUGGAGGGACUUGAAGUGGAUCAGUACAUGUUGGGGAUCCUCAUCUAUAUUCAAAAUUCUGAAUACGAGGAGAUCACCAUUGACCCGAUGUGCAGCUGGAAGCCAGUGCCUGUCAAGCCUGACAUCCACAUCAAGGAGGAGCAAGAUGGGCCUGUGCUGAAGCGCUGCCGCACCAUGAGCCCCACCCAUAUGGUGAUGCCCAACGUCAUGGAGAUGAUUGCUGCCCUGGGACCCGGCCCCUCGCCUUUUGGUCCCCUGCAACCUGCGUCUUCCGGCAGCAGCAGCAGUGACUACACCAGCCAAAGUUCAAGCUUUUCUGGUCCUGGAACUUUCCCAGAUUCAUUCCCUACUGUGAACCCCAGCACCCCGACGUUAAAUGAAUUCAACUCGGGUCCUCCCCCAAUCUCCUACCAGUCUGACAUUCCCAGCAGCCUGCUGACUCCCGAAAAGCCACCUGCUCCCUCCAUCACUGGACAGAUGCCUCCGUCGAACAGGAUGGAGCCUUCCCACAAUCCUAUGCAGCAAGGGCUAAACAAUCCUAAUCUUGGCAGCCAACCGGGGCAGCAGCUCCACCAUCGGAACCCUCCCCCACCACAAUCACGGCAGCCCAUGGGACAGUCGGGAUCAGGAGGUCAGGCACACGGAGGGGAUCUCGCCUUCAAUCCUGGGCCUGGGAUGGGGGGCCCGCCAGGACCUGGAGAAGGGUCUGAGCCUUCCCUUGAUCUUCUUCCUGAGCUGACGAACCCAGAUGAGCUGCUGUCCUACUUAGGACCCCCUGAUCUCCCCAAUAAUAGCAACGAUGACCUGCUUUCAUUGUUUGAGAACAACUGAAGCCACCCUUUAUGGAACAGUCACCAAGCGCCACACACCACGCACACACAUCUGCACAUCUCAUACACACACACAAACACCUCGACAUUCACAUAACGCAUCCCAUGGUUUCCCAGGCUUCCACUGAGAGGGGGGGGGGCUUGCCUCGGUAUUGUGGCAGUGCCCACAGAAUCCUGCCAGCGAGUCAGCCCCUUUCUAAGGCAGCCCAAGAACCUUUGGCCAGGCAGCCAUCCCGUUUUGUCCGAGUAGUCUCCCCUCCAGAAGGGCUCCCGCGGACAGUAGAACAGCUUUGCUUUAGCUGUAUCAGCAGCUCUUUGAACCCCAAGGAGAGAUGAGGGGCGCCGUUCCUUGAAGACUUCCUUGUGACCGAAUUGCUCAGGCCAUGGCAAGGUGCUAGGUUAGCCACGCGGCAGAGGUAUCAUCUCUGCUGAGCUGCCCCCAUGAGAGACAGCCUAUACAACCCACAGCCAGGGAAGGAGGAAACGGAGCCACAGGGCUUCCCGUAAUGUUAGCACAGCCGAUAACUCUGCCCCUUCCUUGGGCCCAUUGUCCUGGAUCUUAGCCUUGGGAGGAGCACCUAAAAGAUGAGACAUUGUAGAAAGAAACUGGCUCCUCCCUGUUGAUACGUUGUCCUAGCGUUCUUAAGCCACAAGCUCCUGUGAGAAAAGAGCAGUGACUGACGGCGUCCGGAAGAAGAUGUACACGGAGCGCACUUGCUUUUGCAUGUCCUCGGACCUGGAGGCCCCCAGAAGCCCGCUCUGCCUGUCCAAACUCCCCAGUCCUGAGAGGGGAUGUAGCAGACCUUUUUCUCUUUUAUGGUUUCCAGCCUCGCAGAAGUGACUGAGCAAACAGGGAUCAGGAUCCGAAACCUGUGCACAGGCUCCGAAGCGUUGGUUCCUGGCCAUGAGACCCACAAGAGCUUGAGCUGGAAAACUUUGUUUUCCAUUGCUUCUCCCCACAGACUACCACAACGAAGAAGGAAUGUGUCUGAUGGGAAGAAAGAGGCAGUUCCCUGGACGCAACCUGACAGACUUGUCUCCAUCUGUCAGUGGAUCCGUCUACAAGCACAAUAAUGUAAAUAAUGUAGAAACACUAAAGGAAACAAAAAAAAAAAAAGCAAGGGGGGAGGAAAGGGGGCAGGGAGGGGAGGAAAUAUUUAAAAGCAAGCCACAUCACUCUGUUGUAUAGUCUCAAGGGCUUCCCAGCCUUGGGGCAAAAGUCCUCUGUAUAAAUGUGCAUAAGCUUCCUAGAUUGUAAUAUAGACCAUUCCACAUGGGGCUGUGUGCACUAUCCAGAGACUUGAUGCAUUUAGCCAUAGCUGGGGGCCGUCCCUUGCGUUUGACAUGUGUGCGUCCCACCAAAGUAGGAUCUGGAUGCUGAGAACUCAUUUUAAUCCUGAGCCCCAGAAAUAAGUGCAACAAAGUCAGUCGAAAUCAAACACAAAAAGGGUGUGUUGACCUGCCGUUCCCCUCCAUCUCGCUCAGGAACCUACUUCAGUUGAGGUUGCAUUUGGGAUGGUGUCAUAGAGGUCCCAAAGGUUACCUUGCCUGUGAAGAAUCAAACCAUUGUCCGUGGGCAGGUUUCCUGAGCCACGGAGUCCCUGUGUCCAAGUGCUGACAGCUCUGUUGAGUUUUGUGUAUCUUGUUUCAUUAUUGCUAUAUAUUAAAGGAUUCUUUUUGGUGGGGCUCACCAAAUA
Messenger RNA from Rhineura floridana, 5101 nucleotides. It is a transcript of the gene ZMIZ2, whose product is annotated as zinc finger MIZ-type containing 2. Lineage: Eukaryota; Metazoa; Chordata; Lepidosauria; Squamata; Rhineuridae. Bases 622 to 3405 code for a protein of 927 amino acids. Gene Ontology annotation, biological process: protein sumoylation; regulation of transcription by RNA polymerase II. The transcript has 20 exons. The record is from RefSeq and is a predicted model, not a curated record. Gene Ontology annotation, molecular function: SUMO ligase activity; zinc ion binding.